Messenger RNA from Papilio machaon (common yellow swallowtail), 2240 nucleotides. It is a transcript of the gene USP, whose product is annotated as protein ultraspiracle homolog. Bases 599 to 1981 code for a protein of 460 amino acids. NCBI's taxonomy places the organism in Eukaryota, Metazoa, Arthropoda, Insecta, Lepidoptera, Papilionidae. Gene Ontology annotation, molecular function: nuclear receptor activity; RNA polymerase II cis-regulatory region sequence-specific DNA binding; nuclear steroid receptor activity. Gene Ontology annotation, cellular component: nucleus; activator ecdysone receptor complex. Gene Ontology annotation, biological process: positive regulation of transcription by RNA polymerase II; cell differentiation; cellular response to ecdysone. The record is from RefSeq and is a predicted model, not a curated record. The transcript is spliced from 10 exons.
GCGGCGCGGCGCGUCAGUCGUAGCAGCGACGCUGUUCGCUGACGUCGCGUGUUUGUCGUCGUCCGCGACGCUCUCGAAAAUCGAUGCACGAUCCGCAACCUGCAUUCGACACGAUCAUACAUUGUAAUUUGUUAAACAUUAUGAUGAGUGACGUCACGCCGAUUGCUUUGCGCCCCGGACUCUUCUAAAUUGGAUGCUGCAGGAAUACCCAAUACCAUAGUUUCACGGAGAUCUGUUUUAACAAUUUAAAAAAAUCUCGAUACGGAUAAAAUUAGGCAUCUAUAUUUCGGAGAUAAUUUUUGUAACAGUUUUAGCUAUCUAUUGUCUACAAUGUUUUAAGUUAGUUAUCGCACAAUAUUCCUAAAUUAUCAAUACAGUACAAACGAAUUUCAAUACUCGAAACAUCAUAUCAAUUUAUGUAAUUUAAAUGUCAACCAAUUUUCUAUCUGGUCCGCGAGCUUGUCACGUCCGGGGCGCAAAUUGAUCGUGACCGUGCCCAACGCAUCGAAACUUACGAAUAUUGUGUACAGUGGUGCCGUGAAGAGUAUUUGCAAUUGCGCAGCGCGUCUUAGUGAUGUGAGGAUGUUAGUGCGUGGCCAUGUCGGUGGCGAAGAAAGACAAGCCGACAAUGUCGGUAACGGCUCUGAUCAAUUGGGCGCGGCCGGCGCCUCCGGGCCCGCAACCGCCCCCCUCGCCCGCGCCCCUCACCAUGCUGCAGCCGCUCCCGACGCCUUCAUCGCUGACCAACGUCGACUAUGAAGAAAUGCAAUGGCUGAAUCUGGAGGCGGGGUUUAUGUCGCCGAUGUCUCCACCGGAGAUGAAGCCGGACACGGCGAUGCUGGACGGCCUGAGGGACGACGCCACCUCGCCCCCCGCGCUGCGCAACUACCCCCCAAACCACCCCCUCAGCGGCUCGAAGCACCUUUGUUCGAUCUGCGGAGACCGCGCCUCCGGCAAACAUUACGGAGUAUACAGUUGCGAAGGUUGCAAAGGUUUCUUCAAGCGGACGGUGCGGAAGGAUCUAACAUAUGCGUGCCGUGAAGAGAGAAAUUGUAUAAUCGACAAAAGGCAGAGGAAUCGUUGUCAGUUCUGCCGCUACCAGAAAUGUCUGGCGUGCGGCAUGAAGCGCGAAGCCGUGCAGGAGGAGCGGCAACGCGCCGCUCGCGGGGCUGAAGAUGCACAUCCCAGCAGUUCUGUACAGGAGUUGUCAAUCGAGCGGUUGUUGGAGAUGGAGUCGCUGGUGGCGGACCCAAGUGAGGAGUUUCAGUUCCUGCGUGUUGGGCCCGAGAGUAACGUCCCGCCGCGGUACCGCGCGCCCGUCUCCAGUCUAUGUCAAAUUGGUAACAAACAGAUAGCUGCACUGGUGGUGUGGGCGAGGGACAUCCCCCACUUCAGCCAGCUGGAGCUGGAAGACCAGGUGCUACUCAUAAAAGGCAGCUGGAACGAACUGCUGCUGUUUGCCAUCGCCUGGCGGUCAAUGGAGUAUUUAGAAGACGAGAGAGAGAACAUGGACGGCACGCGGAGCGCCGCCACACCACAACUCAUGUGUCUAAUGCCUGGUAUGACGCUGCACCGCAACUCCGCGCUGCAGGCGGGUGUGGGACAGAUCUUUGACCGCGUGCUCUCGGAGCUGUCUCUGAAGAUGCGAGCGCUGCGCAUGGACCAGGCCGAGUACGUCGCACUCAAAGCAAUCAUACUGCUCAAUCCAGAUGUCAGAGGACUGAAGUGUCGACAAGAAGUUGAUCUUCUCCGAGAAAAGAUGUUCUCGUGCCUGGACGAGUACUGUCGGAGGUCACACAGUGCAGAAGAGGGUAGGUUCGCAUCAUUGCUGCUGCGUCUCCCCGCGCUGCGCUCCAUCUCCCUCAAGAGCUUCGAGAGCCUCUUCUUCUUCCAUCUGGUCGCGGAGGCCAACAUCAGCGGCUACAUCCGCGAGGCGCUGCGCAACCACGCCCCGCCCAUUGACACCAACUCCAUCAUGUAGGCCACGCCCGCGCAUGCCCACUGUCUGCGAGCGAGACAUAACACGCCAAAUUAUGCCCACGCGUGGGACACAGCGCCAAAUCAUUGCGUUGUAUACGUGGGACCUGAGCCCGACAUUUCUAACGAUGCCUCCAUUCGACCGAAAACGAUAUAUUAACUGCCUUGACAAAACAACUUCUCAAUAUAACUUUAGCAAUAAACUUAAUAUUUGGUCGCUAGAAUAUAUUUCUAGGCAUCUUUCUUUUAAGGAAUAAAUGUAG